Molecule: messenger RNA, 1587 nt
Organism: Haliaeetus leucocephalus (bald eagle)
Lineage: Eukaryota; Metazoa; Chordata; Aves; Accipitriformes; Accipitridae
Gene: PLEKHG7
Product: pleckstrin homology domain containing, family G (with RhoGef domain) member 7
Exons: 14
Coding region: 1-1587 (528 amino acids)
Biological process (GO): Rho protein signal transduction
Molecular function (GO): guanyl-nucleotide exchange factor activity
Source: RefSeq, a predicted model, not a curated record
AUGACGUGUGUUGUUGUUGUUGCGUCUCACAGGUCGGCCGAGCGCAGGCGUAGCUCCGUGGUAGUGAGUCUGCCGGGACUCGAGGUGUUCCCCGGAGACCUCCUGGUGUCAGACAGUGCCACGGACCACCUGCCCACCGCGGCCCUCCUGCUAAGCGCAGAGUCCAAAAAGCCAAGGUGGCCAUUUGCCAAAAGAGGAGUUGGUAAAGACAAACAGAAGCAAGCAUCUGAUCUGGAAAACUGUCUUUCAACCAUUAAGAUCAUAGACUGCAGCACAUAUGAAUUUUUCUGCUUUAAGAGUAAAUCUUGGCAUGAAUUUAUAAAAGAGCAACAGACUGAGCAGAAAGAUGUCGACAGCCGGUUAGAAGUGAAAAAAGAAGCAGCAGUGUGGGAACUUUUCACAAGUGAAUGCACUUACUUUCUGGAUCAUUUGCUGGUUCUCAAGAUGAUAUUUAUGAACACUCUAAAAUACCUGCAGUGUAAUGAAUUUCUCUUGGAUGUGGAUUUGUGGAGACUUUUUGCAAACUUAGAGGAGUUAAACAAGAUAAGUCACAGUUUUCUGAAAACUUUUUUUGAAACUGUGAAGCAGCACAUCAGCAAGUCAGACUCUCCUAUGGGUUUCAGCUCCAUACUCAGAAAGUUUUUCCAGGGUGACCUCUGCCAGACACACCAGAUUUAUUGCCUUAAUUAUACCUCCGCUGUCUUCUACUUGGAAAACCUGAGACAGAGAGAAGAUUUUGGCAUCUACCUGAAAUGGUGCGAACAAAACGAACAGUGCAGGAGGCUGCAUCUGCCGGAGCUGCUGGUCGCUCCUUUGCAUCGCCUGACGCGCUACCCACUCCUCCUUGACAACAUCUGGAAGAGGAGCACUGACGAAACAGAGAAAGGCUUUAUCUGGUCCCUCAAAGAGAAGGUGGAAAAGUCCAUACGGGAUCUGGAAGGUAAAGUCAAGUGGUUGGACAACUUUCAGAAGUUCAGGCAGCUGCAAGAGGUCAUAAUUUGGCCUCAGGUCUGGGAUCGUGACAAGAGAUUCUUUGUUCCAGAGUGUUUGAAGCAAAGCAUCAGAGAAAACAACAGCAGUGAAAACAUUUUGUCUUCAGCGAACAGACUUCUCCUUCAUGAAGGGAGACUAACGCUAGCAGAAAGCACAAGACUCCUUGAUGCCUACCUCUUCCUAUUCGAUGAUCUCCUGUUAAUUACCAAAAUUAAACGUAACAAAAAGAAAUACGGGGGCUCAGACACCAGCUUAAUCCCUGUCUGUCCUUCCCUCACUCCUGAGCUGCAGUCCUUCAUAAGGGAGGGAGGAUUUUGCACAGUCCUAGACCAGCCCAUCCCGCUAGACAGACUGAUACUGAAAAACGUUGACCCCAUCCACGUUACAGUCUUCAGCCUGCGAAAUGCCUUCCUAAUACAGCAUGAAAAUAGGUAUCAUCAGUGCAUAGCAGUUUUCUUGCUACAAGCUCAGACAGAGACUGCCAAGAAAACAUGGAUGUCACAGAUAGAAACGGCAAUCUCCAAUUAUACCGCACAUCGUGAAACCAAGAAAAGCACUGCUUUCUGCUUCCCAGCUGAAUCCUCUGAAAUUUAA